CCUGCUUGCUGAUCUCAUUGCAAAUUUGCUGCCAUGGCGCCGGCAAAACCCAUGGGCCAUUCCCAAAGGGAGGGGAGCACUUCUUUGCCUGACUUGAAGCUCCAGAAGUCUGCUUCUGCGCCCUCGGUGAGGAGUUCACAAGCGUCGCAGCUCCCCCGGCUGCUGGGCAAGGAGAAGAGCGAGAAGAGCGUGAGGGACGCCAAGGAGAAGGAGCCGAGACCCGCGAGACCCGAGCGGCCGGCGGAGAAGGCGAUUCCCGAGUCCGAGGUUGACGUCAACCGGAAAAUGCGCCGAGAGUUGCUGGAGGUGCUGUCAAACCCAAGCAUCCGCAGCAUCGCAGCGAAGUACUACCAGGAGGUGUCUGGGAAGGGCCGCCUAGGCUUUCGAGAUCUUCGCACCGUGCUCAAGGCGCUGAACAAGCACCUUGGCCUGCCGUUGCCGGCCACCCCCGUGGCAGAGCAGCUCUUCAAGCGAUUUGAUUUCAAUGGUGACGGGGACCUCAGCUUUGACGAGUUCUUCGAGCUCUUCGUCACCUCGUUGCGUCGCGUUGCGUUUGACCGGUCUGUACUGCUGGGCCGGGAGGUCUUCGUGACACAAGAGCCCGGCAAGGUCUGGGAUGUCUACCAACGCGUCAAGACCCUGGGAGAGGGCUCCUUCGGCUCGGCGCACCUCGGCAAGCACAAGAGGACCAAAGAGGAGCGGGUCGUCAAAGUGGUCAUGAAGUCCCAGGCGAAGCUACCGGUGGAGGACAUCGAGAAAGAGAUCAUGGUAUUGAGGCAGGUGGACCAUCCACACAUCAUCCGGUUGCACGAGUGGUACGAAGGGUCCUCCAAGAUCUACCUGGUGAUGGACGCAAUCAAGGGCGGCACCCUGCGCGAAGCGCUGCUGAGCUUCCAGCGUGAAGGGCAGCCGGUGGCGGAAGCUUGGAGCCGCCGAGUGGCGCAGCAAGUGCUGCAGGCCAUGGCUUACUGCCACGGCAUGCGGAUCAUCCACAAAGAUCUCAAAGACGAGAAUGUGAUGCUGCUGAAAGGGUCGGAACUGCUGGAGCCGUUCGUGGUGAUCAUCGACCUUGGUGUGUCGGAGAUGUUCUCCUCAUCCGACCCGCACGGCAAGUGUGUGGGCGGCACGCCAAUGACGAUGGCGCCUGAGGUCUGGGACAGCAACUUUGGACCAAAGUGCGACGUGUGGUCCGUUGGCUGCUUGCUCUUUGAGAUGCUCACCGGCAGCCUGCCUUUCGUUGCCAGGAGCAUGAGCCGCAAAGACUGGCAAGCACUGCACCGGCUCGGCCCGGACUGGCGGAAGGUCAAGACGUCCACCCUAAGCCGAAAGAUGUGCCAGGAGAUGUUGACCUACUCGGACCGAGAGAGGCCGUCCAUGGUCCAAUGCCUCCAGCACAAGUGGUUUGCAGCCCAGGAGGACGCUCUGGGGGCCGUGGACGUGGAGCAGCUGAAGCCGUUGCAGGACUUUGCCCAGGAGACCGCCAUGCGCCGGGCUGUCAUCAUGGAGGUUGCGUCCAAGCUGCCCAUCGAGCGUGCUGAGCGCAUUGCCAAGGUCUUCGAGAAGCUGGAUGAAAACCAGGACGGCGGAAUCUCCCUGGAGGAGAUGCAGCACAUGUUCAACAAUAUGGGCCUCAAGGACAAAGCCUUGCAGUCCAAGGCCUUCCAAGCGUUGGACAUCAACGGCGACGGGGUGCUCAGCUUCAGCGAGUUUGCUGCGGGCGUUCUGACCGUAUUCCACGACCUCCUGGAGGAGCGAUUUUUGGAGCUCUUCCGGCGGUAUGAUCUGGACUGCGACGGUAUGCUGAGCCGUGCAGAGCUUGAGGGCUUCCUGCAGAAGGUGUUGCCGCUAACCAGCCGCUCCGUGCAGCAGAGUCCGGGUGAUGCCAUCACCAAGCUGUUUGGCAAAGUUGAAGUCAUCAGCUUUGAGGAGCUGCGAACACAGCUGCUCCCAAGCACCCUGAAGAAGCGGAAGUGACUCCCGAGUCCCCGCGGUCGUAGAAGGCUUCACACCCUCGCGCGCCUUGCGCGUGCCAACGUUUCUGGAACGCGUGGCCAGAGAG
Molecule: messenger RNA, 2059 nt
Organism: Effrenium voratum
Lineage: Eukaryota; Dinophyceae; Suessiales; Symbiodiniaceae
Source: the annotation of a GenBank genome assembly